AUGAUGAAUAAUUCUUCAUCUUCUGUCAAUGGCUUCUACAACUUCCUCACACAAGGCCUCAACAAUCUAGACCACUUGUUCGUCUCCCAAAACUUCAUGUCAUUUCAAUUUCUCCAGCAUGUUCUUUCAACAUUUCAAUCUUUCCAUUCCCAGAUAACAGUUUUGGUUCAAAACUUGCAUUUACCAGUUGGAGAGAAAUGGCUUGAUGAGUACAUGGAUGAAAGCUCUAGGCUCUGGGAAGUCUGCCAUGUCCUAAAAUCAGGAGUAUCGGGCCUCGAAAAUUACUACUCAUCCGGUGCCAAUAUCGCUUCUUCCCUCGAUAAUCACCUCGUUUUAAACCCUCAACUUUCCCGCCAGGUUAUUAGAGCCAUCACUGUUUGCCAAAGGGAGACAGUGGGUUUGGAGGAGGAGAAUAGGAGCUUAAUGGAAACAAGAAUACAACCAUUAUCAUUGAAAUUUGAUCAUGAGAAUGUCUCUACAGAAUCAAAGUUCAAUGGAUUCAAUGGUUUUAGAGGAGUUCUCUAUGCAAUGAGGAAUGUAACCACAGUUCUACUAAUGAUCUUGCUCAAUGGUCUUGUGUACUAUUCUCCUGAUCAAACAAGCUUUGGCCAUGGAGGUUAUGAAGGACACAUGAUUUUUGGUUCACCCUUCAUGGUUUCAACAGCAAGAUUGCACCAGAGAGUAGCUGCUGAGAUGAAUCGGAUCAAUGGGCGACCUGGAAUUCUUCUCUACGAGUUUAGAAGGGCAAGAACCGCCAUGGAUGAGCUGAGAGAAGAAUUGGUGAGAGGUGUUGAGUAUGGAGAUGAAGUUCAUGACAAGUUUGAGAAUUUGAAGUGUUGCUUUGUGGAGUUGCAGUGUGGGGCUGAGACCAUAAUUGGGCAACUUGAUGACUUGUUUGAUGAAAUAGUUGAAGAGCGGAAGAAGCUUUUGGACAUGUGCUCUCAUAGGUAG
Messenger RNA from Ilex paraguariensis (yerba mate), 951 nucleotides. Lineage: Eukaryota; Viridiplantae; Streptophyta; Magnoliopsida; Aquifoliales; Aquifoliaceae. The record is from the annotation of a GenBank genome assembly.